Molecule: messenger RNA, 1690 nt
Organism: Brassica napus (rape)
Lineage: Eukaryota; Viridiplantae; Streptophyta; Magnoliopsida; Brassicales; Brassicaceae
Product: protein transport protein SEC31 homolog A-like
Exons: 10
Coding region: 551-1660 (369 amino acids)
Biological process (GO): COPII-coated vesicle cargo loading; endoplasmic reticulum organization; intracellular protein transport
Cellular component (GO): endoplasmic reticulum exit site; COPII vesicle coat
Molecular function (GO): structural molecule activity; protein binding
Source: RefSeq, a predicted model, not a curated record
UUUGAUAAAAAUUAUCGAUAAUAUAUACAAAUAAAUUCACCCAAAGCGCAUGUUUUAUCCUAUUUCUAAUUAAGUGAUACCUAAACAUAAUUUUUUUAAUUAAUUAAACUUAAAGUUACAAGUGUUUAAAUGAUUGUCAGUUAAUAUAUAUGAGAUAUUUCUCUUUAUCCAAUCUCGUAAAAUGAAACAAGGCCUUUCUUGAAUCUAUUGGGCUGAGAAAGUUUUCUAAUCAAAGGCGAUGGUUCAGAACCGGAAUUAUACUACAGGUUUGUUUGAGCGACUGUUGUCCAAGCAAUAUUUGUCUGGUGGUGUUUCUGUCUUUUCCACAAACAUAAAAACAGCAUAAGUGACGUGUCAUGUUCUAAAAGGUUGUGUUUGCGUAACACCAAGUACGAACAUUCCGAUAUUACCCCGUACUCGUUUACUAUAUAAACCACAUCGAACAAAUCAAAUCCCUCUUCAAAUCUCCCAGUCCCUUCCUCGCUCUUCUCUCUAGCUAUUGGAUCGGUGACUCUGCUUCUGUUAGUUUCAGCUUUGAGUCGCUGCUACAAUGUCUUGCAUUAAGAGAGUUGAUAGAUCCGCGUACGUUGCCAUGGCACCAGAAGCUCCGUUCAUGGCUGCCGGAACGAUGGCCGGAGCCGUUGAUCUGUCUUUCAGCUCAUCCUCCAACCUCGAGAUCUUUGAACUCGAUUUUAACUCCGAAGACCACGAGAUCAAACUAUUAGGUCAGUGCUCAAGCUCAGAGAGGUUUACUCGACUCGCUUGGGGAAGUUAUGGACCCGGGUCCGAGGAAUCUCCUUAUGGUCUCAUCGCUGGUGGCCUCGUCGACGGGAAUAUCGGUUUAUGGAAUCCAAUCACUCUGAUUCGUUCUGAGUGUAAUGAAAGUGCGCACGUUAGACAUCUUUCAAAACAUAAAGGGCCAGUUCGUGCUCUUGAGUUUAAUGUUAUCUCCCCAAACCAACUUGCUUCCGGGGAUGAUGAUGGCACGAUCUGCAUUUGGGACUUAGCAAAUACUUCAGAUCCUUCUCAUGUCCUAAAGGGCAGUGGCUCUUAUACGCAAGGUGAAAUCUCCUCUGUUUCAUGGAAUAGAGAGUUUAAACAUGUUUUAGCAUCGACCUCAUAUAAUGGGACUACUGUGAUAUGGGACGUGAAUAACAAGAAGGUUAUAACAGGAUUCAAAAAUUCCGAAUCGAGCGAUAGAUUUAAAGGUCUCAUUAGCUGCUCAGUUUUGCAAUGGGAUCCUGAUAAUUGUAAUCAGAUAAUGAUUGCAUCAGAUGAAGACAGUUCACCUUCUGUGAAGCUUUUGGACAUAAGGUAUCCACAAUCACCUGUUCGCACAUUUGUUGGCCACCACAGAGGUGUGAUUGCAAUGGAGUGGUGUCCAAGUGACAGCUUGUAUCUACUUACCUGUGCUAGAGACAACCGAACUAUUUGCUGGAACACAAAGACAGGACAGAUUGUGGCUGAGUUACCUACUACAAACAAUUCAAAUUUUGAUGUUCAUUGGUCCCCAAAGAUACCUGGAGUUGUAUCAGCAUCUUCAGCUGAUGGGAAUAUUAGCAUCUAUAACCUUGAGGGUUGCAGCCGCAAUGGUAGUGGAGAGAACAAUCUUAUUGAUGGAGCUCCUUUAUUAACAGCACCAAAAUGGUGGAAGCUAUAAGAGCCCAAGCCCAAGAAGAACAACCAAGCC